Molecule: messenger RNA, 3464 nt
Organism: Podospora bellae-mahoneyi
Lineage: Eukaryota; Fungi; Ascomycota; Sordariomycetes; Sordariales; Podosporaceae
Gene: CYM1
Product: Mitochondrial presequence protease
Exons: 2
Coding region: 331-3366 (1011 amino acids)
Biological process (GO): protein processing
Cellular component (GO): mitochondrial matrix
Molecular function (GO): metal ion binding; metalloendopeptidase activity
Source: RefSeq, a predicted model, not a curated record
CUCAGCGGUCCCACGUGUUGCGAGUCGGGCCGUUGAGCGAUAUACUAGUACCUCUCUCAUCUCCCAAACUGCAGUAGGAACUACUGUUCCUUGCUAACAAUUUUCCAAUGUGCCACGCCCAACGGGAUGGUUCAAGUUCUGAAUUUCCAUCAUUGAACCAUUUGAUUCCAUCAAGUCGAUCACAUCGACGACAACCCCCAAAUCCCGACUCCAGGACAGCCGCAGGCCUGCUGUCAACGCACAGUUUCACACCUACCUGAGCUGGAAAACCCGGCCGGCCCGCUGCAUCCGCCUCAUAAUAUCGAACGACGACUGUAGCAACCUGGAAGCAUGCUUCGCAACACGGUCAAACGCAGCGCAAAAGCUGCCACGGAGCUCUCGCAGCUUCCCAAGAUCGGCGAGAAAGUUCACGGCUUCACACUAUUGCGGACGAAGCAUGUGCCAGAGCUGGAACUGACGGCACUGCACCUGCGGCAUGACAAGACGGGUGCCGAACAUCUCCAUAUUGCGCGAGACGACAGCAACAAUGUCUUCUCAAUCGGUUUCAAGACUAACCCACCGGAUGACACCGGUGUCCCGCAUAUCCUGGAGCACACCACGCUCUGUGGUAGUGAAAAAUAUCCUAUUCGUGACCCAUUCUUCAAGAUGCUCCCACGCACCCUCUCCAACUUCAUGAACGCUUUUACGGCCUCGGACCACACAUUCUACCCCUUCGCCACGACCAACGCCCAGGAUUACAAGAACCUCAUGUCGGUUUACCUAGAUGCCACACUGCGCCCUCUGCUCAAGAAGUCCGACUUUACCCAGGAAGGGUGGCGCAUUGGACCAGAGAACCCCCAGGCUCUGGCUUCGGGUGAGGCGCAAGCUAAGCCUGAGGAUAAGAAGCUUGUGUUCAAGGGUGUCGUGUAUAACGAGAUGAAGGGCCAGAUGUCUGAUGCUGGUUAUCUGUUCUACAUCCGCUUCCAGGACCACAUCUUCCCGGAUAUCAACAAUUCGGGUGGUGAUCCUCAAAAAAUCACCGACCUGACGUAUGAGCAACUCAAGCAGUUUCAUGCUGAGCACUACCACCCGAGCAAUGCCAAGAUCUUCACAUAUGGUGAUAUGCCUCUGGCAGAUCAUUUGCGGGAGGUUGACGCUCAGCUUGGUGCUUUUGAGGCUAUCAGAGGUGAUUUGGCCAACCACAGGCCUAUCGACCUGAGCUCCGGUCCAAGAGAAGUCAAGCUCUAUGGACCCAUUGACCCCCUGGUGGACCCCAGCAAGCAAUUCAAGACUUCUGUUUCUUGGGUCCUCGGCGACACUUCCGAUGUAGUAGAGUCCUUUUCUCUCUCCUUGAUCUCGGCGCUGCUCACGGAUGGCUAUGGCUCGCCGCUUUACAAGGGGCUCAUUGAGAGUGGCCUCGGCACCGAUUGGAGUCCCAACACCGGUUACGACAGUUCGGCCAAGGUUGGAAUCUUCUCUAUCGGUCUGACUGGUGUCCAGGAAGCCGAUGUUCCCAAGCUCAAGAUGGCCGUGCAGGAUAUCCUCCGUCAAAUGCGGGAUAAGGGCUUUGAGCGGUCCAAGAUUGAUGGCUACCUGCACCAGCUGGAAUUGGGUCUGAAGCACAAGACAGCUAAUUUUGGCAUGUCUCUCCUGCACCGUCUCAAGCCCAAGUGGUUUACGGGAGUCGACCCUUUUGAUUCGUUGUCUUGGAAUGACACCCUCGCUGCAUUUGAGGAGCGUUACGCCAAGGGCGGUUACCUUGAGGGCUUGAUGGAGAAGUACCUGUUGAAUGACAAUACUCUCACAUUCACCAUGGCCCCAUCUCCCGUGUUUGCCCAGGAACUCGCCAAGGAGGAGGAAUUCAGGCUGAAGGGCAAGAUCGCCCAGGCCGUCGAGUCUGCCGGUGGCGAAGAGCAGGCCCAGAAGGCGUUUGAAACACAGGAGUUGGCUUUGCUGGCUGAGCAAGGAAAGUCCAACACUGAAGAUCUCAGCUGCCUCCCAAGCGUACAUGUCAAGGACAUUCCACGAUCGAAAGAGCCUGUUGGGCUCAGGAACGAGACUGUCGAGAAGGUCAAGCUUCAGUUGCGGGAAGCGCCCACAAACGGCCUUACAUACUUCCGGGCGAUCAACACGCUGGAGAACCUGCCAGAUGAGCUUCGGCAGCUUAUUCCUCUCUUUACUGACUCUAUCAUGCGUCUUGGUACCAAGGACAUGACAAUGGAGCAGUUGGAGGAUCUGAUGAAGUUGAAGACUGGCGGCGUGUCGGUGGGAUAUCACACAGCCUCGAACCCUUUGGACUUCAAGCAGGCGAGCGAGGGUCUUAUUUUCACAGGCAUGGCCCUGGACAGAAAUGUUCCCGUCAUGUUUGAUCUGCUUCGCAAGCUGAUGGUCGAGACCAACUUUGACAGCCCAGACGCCGCCCCGCAGAUCCGGCAGCUUCUCCAGGCUGGUGCUGAUGGCGUUGUCAACGACAUUGCCUCUUCUGGUCAUGCCUAUGCCCGCAGAGCAGCUGAAGCGGGCUUGUCGUGGGAUGCUUUUAUUCGGGAGCAGGUCAACGGUUUGUCGCAAGUCAAGUUGAUAACGAGCCUGGCAAGUCGGCCUGAAUCGGACCAGCUCGUCGAUGUGAUCAACAAGUUGAAGCAGAUCCAGCAGUUUGCUCUUGCAGGGAACAUUCGGGCUUCGAUCACUUGUGAUACUGAAAGCGUCAGCAACAACACUGCCGCUCUGUCCAAGUUCCUGGGUUCAGUGCCACAAAAGCCUGCCACUUUCCACGCCAGGCCAGCGACCCAGUUUGCGAGAAACAUCAAAUCGUUCUACCCCCUGCCAUAUCAGGUUUACUAUGGCGCGCUCGCUCUGCCGACAGUCUCCUACACAUCGCCUGACAAUGCUCCGCUCCAGGUGCUCUCGUCGCUCUUGACUCACAAGCAUCUGCAUCACGAGAUUCGCGAAAAGGGAGGCGCCUACGGUGGCGGUGCAUAUUCCCGAGCCCUGGACGGCAUCUUUGGGUUUUACUCGUACCGCGACCCCAACCCGGUCAACACGAUCAACAUCAUGCGCAGUGCCGGACAAUGGGCUGUUGACAAGAAGUGGUCAGACCGGGACCUGGAGGACGCCAAGAUUUCCAUCUUCCAAGGCGUCGAUGCGCCCCGGGCUGUCAACGAGGAGGGCAUGAGCAACUUCCUGUACGGAAUCACCGAGGAGAUGAAGCAGAAGAGGCGCGAGCAGCUUCUCGAUGUCUCCAAGGAUCAAGUGCGCGAGGUGGCUCAGAAGUAUAUUGUUGGCGCGCUUGAGAAGCAAGCUGAGCGGCUUGUCUUCCUUGGUGAGAAGCGGGACUUUGUCGACGACUCUUGGACCGUCAACGAGAUGGACAUUGGCGGGUCUGCUUAAGCAGUUUUCGACGGCCUGCAGUUUGUAUUUUUACUGUACAACAUGAACGAUGAUACCCUUCUCUGAUAGCCAGCUGGUGUACAUGAAUCAUUUGUGAC